AUGAGCAAAAAGUUCAAAUCUCAGGCCUCCAGCAGUCGCGCUGCUGCUGGUGCCUUUGGGUCUUUUGGCGGAUUUUCUGGAAGCAUCUCAAGUCAAGGAAAGGAGCCAUCUACUCUCACAUACAUCGCGGUACCACCAGAUCUUUCCCGCAUUGCGGAGCAGCAACUAGUCAUCGCAUUCAAGAAUUUGUUGAAAAAAGAUGAUAUCACACGGACAAAAGCCUUGGAAGAAUUGCGAGAUCAUAUAUCUGCGGUAGAAGGGAAAAAAGGAACUUUAGAUGACGGGUUUCUAGACGCAUGGGUUCGAAUUUACCCCCGACUGUCCAUUGAUCUAUCCCGCCGAGCACGUCAACUUGCCCAUUCAAUUCAAGGUUCAAUUGCUGGUCUGGCCGGGAAGCGAAUCGUACCCAACUUGCCAAAACUUAUUGGCGCAUGGAUCGCAGGAAUCUACGAUGAUGAUAAAUUGGUACAUCGGUCCGCUCUCGAGUCAUUUACGAAAGUCUUUUCAACGGACGAAAAAAGGAGCAAUGUGUGGAGAAUCUACCAGAGUUCCAUUCUGGAUUUUGUGGAUGAUGUCAUUCUUCACCAAACGCCUCUAACACUGAGUGAUGAGAGGACUGUCAAAAGAGACGAUGCCGAGGGAAAGUACGCCCGCGUUGCUGGAGCUGCAAUAAUGCUCUUCAAUCGUGUACUAAGCAAUUCGGCCGAUGAAGAAUUGGAAAAGAACUUGCCGGAAAUUGAAACUCUGUUGGCAAGCAAGUCCCUUUGGGCUCUCUGUCACCAUGAUGACGCAUAUGUUCGCCGGUCCAUCUAUGUUUUGCUCCGGACUGCUGUUUCCCGAGAGCCUAGAUGGGUUGACUGGCAGACCCUCGGUUCAGCUGUGAUUGGGAAAUCUUUGUCUCUCCAACAGACUGGCUCAGCAUCGGAAUUGUCUGAAUCGCUUCUUUUGUUGUCCAUAUCAAGGCCUCAAGUGUGGACCGAUGAUUACACUGGAAAGUCUUCUGCCUCAAAGCGGUUGCGCCAGUAUAUACAGAAGGGAUCACAGGGUGGGUCUGGUAGUUUCUGGUCGAAUCUAGAUCAAUUACUCCGAACUGUACCCCAUGAAAUACUGGCAGGUGCCGAUAAAGCUACUGCCGAUCAAGGAAUCACCUCUACGAGCGCAACCGCCUUGACUGAAGCUCUGCAAGAAGGGUUGAACUCAAGAGAAGAACCAAGACAGAACCUCACUAUCGGGUGGAAAUGCUAUAUUCAAAUGGCAACCUGGCUUGCGACGCUGAUUCCCCAGGAGCAAAAAGCCGAGUUCAUCGAGAAGAGAAUCUCCCCCUUGGUGGUGAAUUAUGUACGGCUUGACCCUGGAAUGACAAAAUGGUCGCUUCCGGCACAGUCAGCCGAGGAUAUCUGUGUCCAGUAUAUGUGCACCUUGGGUUCUACCGGACAUGAACAAGAAUUACAAUCAUUGUAUACAACCCUCUGCGACGGUCUAUUAGAAGCUGUCAAAUUAUCAUCACCAGAACAGUCAAAAGAUUUCCGCGAAUCUCAAGAUUCAAUAUGCGCCCAAGCAAAACGCCUCUUGGCUCUGGGGUCUGCUGUCCUUUCACGCAUUGCAGAUUCUAAGGAGCCCCGAGUCACUAAAAUCUUUGAAACAACAACCUCAUCUCUUCUUGAAAACUGUCUACAGGUCUUACGCUCUCGCAAUGGUAAGCCCUACGGAGCUGCUGGCGUGGUGGAGGAGUGUGUUCACAGCAUGCCAUUUGUUGCCAAGAAGUCUCAGGACUUGCGGAACUUCAUUCAAAAUGAUGCACCAGAGCUCUUGCUCUCACCAUCUGCCGAUAGAUUGAUCUCGACUAUCCUGUCGUGCCGGGAGUGGGAUGGAUUUGCGUCCAGCUUUGAGAAUAUUGUCGAGCAGGCCCUCGCGCUUGAGCCAGAACAGUCUAAUGUUAACGUGCUCCAAAGUUUGCUUUCCUCCCUCAACUUCAAUGAGGUUGAGCAUAAAGAGAAACUCAAUUCGCUUGUGGUGCGAGCUUUAGAUAAAGCCUGUCGCGGAAGUCAUUCGCAUUGGCCUAUCAUCACUGCUGUUCUCCAAAACAAAACAUCGCACGGUGAAUUGAUGGAAAAGAUAUUUUUGUCUUUGAUUGACGAGUUGUCCACGGCCCACAAGGUCUUGAACGCCUUGCAUGGGCUUUCGCAUAUUGGUAAGACUGCACCAUCUGCAAUUCGGGAGUUCCAAAACGGAGCGCACGGCUCAAAAUUAGCUGGCAAGCUUCUUUACCUCGCAGAGUCUUCUGAAGAAGAGGUAGCAAACUUAGCGGAGGCACUGUUGAAGUCCUUGAAAGAGGCAGGUGUUGGUGAGGCAAGUGCCAAAUCGGGUAUCGAAAUCCUUCAGCAUGGGUUUAACCACGUGGAUAAAGAAUCACUGUCAAUCGAGUCACUACUUGCUAUCGUGGAUGAAUUGCUUCCGAGCAUUACAGGUGAAGGUGCAACCGGUACCAUGAGGGAAAUACUUCCCUCUCACCAGGCAUGGGAAGAGGCUUUGACUCCUUUCCUCCAGCUUCCGCCUCGCCCCUCCAUUGCCAUCACGACUUCUCUGGGCGGUAUUAUCCAUUUGGUUCGGCGUGAGCUAUCUGAGUCUUUCCGCCUUUUAUGGUCUACUAUCCCUCGUGAUUCAGACAGUCGUUCUUCUGCAUUCCGCCUGGCAAUCUACACUAUCAGUGUUCUAUCUAGUUCCGGUUCCGAGAUCGUGAAACACUUGGAUCAGGAGGAUCUAGAGACUUUGUUCCGGUUCUUGCCUUUGGCCAUUCAACUCAUUGACGAUGAUCUGAGCAUCGAAAACAGUAACGGGAUUUCAGGCCUGGAGUCGGCUGAUCAACGAGAAGAGUACAUAGAGACUGUGCUCGAUGGCCGAACCGUCGUCAGCAAGUGGAUCAAGGGCAAUGAAUCGGUCGGAUUUGCUCCGGAGAAGACCAUUUCUUCCUUGUUCACCGCGUUUUGGGAAGCCAGACUGGAGGAGCUUAAAGGCACUUCUCCUGCUGACUACAGAGUUGGCGAAGCGUUCGUCAGAAUUAUGAGCGUUGUCGAUUCAUCUCAAAAGUCCAAGUCCUCAGAUGAUAUCGCACAGAUUUGCAGGGACGCCCGGUCAGCAAAUAUUAUCCGUUCAGCAUCCUGGUUUGCGGUUUUGCGAAGCUCGAUCCUUUCGAACCCAGUAGGGAACAGAAUUUGCAAUGAGCUGGUCGCCGAUUCUACCGUAAUCAAAGUGGAGGAUGUUUCCCAGAGUGGAUUGCAAAAACUUGCUUUGUUGAAUAUUCUCUUGUCUGGAGAAGAGGAUGUUGUCUCUACUAUUCCAACGCAGCGAUUAGUCUUCCUGACCAAAAAUUUGAUUGAGUGUGUCCGAUCAGACUCAAUCCCUCUUGGAUUGAAGUCCGAGAUCAUCAAAACCCUGUCUCUUAUUCUUCCAGCUCUCGGUGAAAUCUAUGGAUCCCACUGGGAAGAAUGCAUUGAUAUCUUGAGCUCUAUUUUUCGAGGAACUGGUGGCGGCGAAGACGGUUUACCAUUGCUGGACUCCUCUUUCAAACUCUUUUCACAGCUGAAGUCUAUAUCAGAGAGUGACAGCAAUGAAGAUGCACAAGAUGCCUGGGCCGCCCGAAAGGUUAAGCUCUUCACUGCUUUGGCAUCCACUAUUGAUACCUUUGAUUCCGCAACAACAUUCAACCAGCCUCGCGAUAUUGCGGUUGAACAUUUACGACGCCUGAUCAACAACAUCCCCGCCGAAAACCUUGAGGAUGUCAGUGAAACUUUCUAUCUUCUUACUGCGCAUAGUCGAGCAGUUCAACGAACUGCUUACACCAUUCUCCAUCACUACAUUCCUCACGCCCAAGAAAAAGUUUCUUUCGAGCUUGCUCUAUCAAAGGCAGCUGUCACUCUGCCUGAUGAGCUAAUAUCCCUACUGCUUGAACCUCCGUCAAUGCAAAUGGUCAACUCUGCCUAUGGAGAUGACAAGAUGUGGACCAGUAUGCGGUCGUACCUCCUCAGCUGGAAGGUUGUUUAUGAUCAUUUUACGAAUGCUUCGCUCCCUGUCCAAGAAUGUUAUGCAUCCAGCAUCAAGGAGAAUAACAUCCUGAUCCCACUAUUAGAGUUCACGUUCGACUUCCUCCAAAGGUCAGACGGAAAGAUAAUUGAUGCAUCUAAAUUCGAGAUCCAGUCAUUUGAGCCGGAUCAGUCUGAAAGUGCCGAAAAGGAAACUCAGUGGCUCCUGGUUCAUUUGUACUACCUGUGUUUGAGAUAUUCAGCCAACAUGACCAAGAACUGGUGGAUCGAUUCCAAGAAACGCAUCAAGGGCCCUGUGGAGACUUGGUCAGAGAGAUACAUCUCUCCACUUGUCGUGGAAGAUGCCCUCAAGGGUGUGACCGAUUGGGUCUCGACCUUAGAUCCCAACGAAGAGCGAGCCCUGGAGGUGAAAAUCUCCCAAAAGACCGGAGAGAUCAUUGCCAGCAUCCCCGUUGACGAGGAAUCUCCCCCAGUCGCCAUCUCAAUCACUCUCCCACCGGCAUACCCGCUCCAACCUGCGUUGGUCGUCGGUCGCAGCCGUGUGCUUGUGGAUGAGAAGAAAUGGAAAAGCUGGCUUCUGACAAUCCAAGGAGUAAUCAUGUUCGCCAAUGGAAAUCUGGUGGAUGGUUUGUUGGCCUUCCGGCGGAAUGUUCAAGGUGCUCUUAAGGGCCAGAGCGAGUGUGCUAUCUGUUACUCUGUUAUUUCAACAGAUAUGCAGACACCCAACAAGCGUUGUGCCACCUGCAAGAACACUUUCCACUCCGUCUGUUUGUUCCGGUGGUUCAAGAGCAGUAACCAAAGCACUUGUCCACUUUGCAGAAACAACUUUGUUUAUGUUUAG
This is a messenger RNA of Penicillium soppii, 4881 nucleotides long. Its product is annotated as ubiquitin-protein ligase RKR1. The record is from RefSeq and is a predicted model, not a curated record. Gene Ontology annotation, molecular function: ubiquitin protein ligase activity; ribosomal large subunit binding; zinc ion binding. Gene Ontology annotation, biological process: ribosome-associated ubiquitin-dependent protein catabolic process; rescue of stalled cytosolic ribosome. The transcript is spliced from 4 exons. Lineage: Eukaryota; Fungi; Ascomycota; Eurotiomycetes; Eurotiales; Aspergillaceae. Gene Ontology annotation, cellular component: RQC complex; cytosol. The coding region runs from base 1 to 4881 and encodes 1626 amino acids.